AUGGUGCUGAGAGUGGAUAACCAUCGUUGGCAAAAUGUUCCCUUCGUUUUGCGCGCUGGCAAAGCGCUGAACGAACAAAAGGCCGAGGUGCGCAUUCAGUUCAAGGAGGUCUGUACAGAUUUGUUUGAUUAUGAUACCGUGUUACGCAACGAAUUGGUCAUUCGUGUGCAGCCAAAUGAAGCCGUCUACGCUAAACUGGUCACCAAGACUCCUGGUAUGUGUUUCAACACAGAGCAAACCGAACUGGAUCUGACCUACUCCAAACGCUAUCAGAACCUCAAACUUCCUGAUGCCUACGAGCGUCUGAUCCUUGAUGUACUUUGUGGCAAUCAGACCAACUUUGUCCGCCACGAUGAACUUCAGGAAGCGUGGCGAAUACUGACUCCGCUUCUUGAUUAUCUUGAAGAGAAUAGAAUUCAACCACAACCAUACAUUUUUGGCAGCCGCGACGGCCCCGAAUCGGGUGACUUACUUCGUAAACGAGCUGGAUAUCGUUAUUCUGGAACCUACUCUUGGCCGUUCAAUGCAAAUGGAAACUAG
This is a messenger RNA of Dicrocoelium dendriticum, 540 nucleotides long. The record is from the annotation of a GenBank genome assembly. Lineage: Eukaryota; Metazoa; Platyhelminthes; Trematoda; Plagiorchiida; Dicrocoeliidae.